UUGUCAACGAAAGACCAGUCCUUGAUUACAAAAUGUAUGUCUAAUCUCUCAUCUAUAUAUCUUGAGGAGAUUAGUGGCACCCAGUAGUAUUCUAGAGAGAGAAACAGCUAACCCCAAAUUUUAUUCUGAUUAUUCUAGAGAGAGAAGCGAAGAUGGAUAGGGUGUUUUCAGUGGAGGACAUUUCCGACCAGUUCUGGUCGCCGCCGGCGAGAGAAGAGUCGUCGAAAUUGAUGAUGAAUCGGAGUGAUUCCGAGUGGGCUUUUCAGUCUUUUCUCCAGCAAGCUUCUGCAUUGGAAUCGGAACCACCUUCUCAGCCUGUCGCUGUCGCCGGAGAUGUUAAGAAUCCGGUGGAGAUCCCGGCCAAUGUUCCAGUGGAUUCGGAGGAUUAUCAAGCUUAUCUCAAGAGUCGUCUCGAUUUGGCUUGUGCUGCUGUUGCUUUGACUCGGGCCUCCUCUUUGAAACCACAAGAUUCUGCUGCUCUGCUUGAGAAUGGAUCACAAGCAUCAAAUACAUCACAAUUGGUAUCUCAGGCUCCUCCAAAGGGAUCUGGGCACGACUUAUCCAAGGAAGAAGAUAAGGAUGCUCCUGCAGUAACUCCAUUGUUGCCUGCCUUGCAAAAGAAAUCUGCAAUUCAGGUGAAAUCAACUACGAGUGGCUCAUCUAGAGACCAUUCAGAUGAUGACGACGAACUUGAAGGGGAAACAGAAACCACUCGGAAUGGAGAUCCUUCUGAUGCAAAACGUGUGAGGAGAAUGCUUUCCAAUAGAGAAUCCGCUAGACGUUCGAGGAGAAGAAAGCAGGCCCAUAUGACUGAGCUGGAGACACAAGUUUCUCAAUUAAGAGUCGAAAAUUCUUCGCUGCUGAAACGUCUUACAGACAUAAGCCAGAGGUACAAUGAUGCAGCUGUUGACAACAGAGUUCUAAAAGCUGAUAUCGAGACCAUGAGAGCUAAGGUGAAGAUGGCUGAAGAGACUGUCAAGAGAGUCACUGGUUUAAACCCGAUGUUCCAAGCUAUGUCGUCUGAGAUAUCCACAAUAGGCAUGCCAUCAUAUUCUGGGAGCCCGUCUGACACAUCAGCUGAUACUAUUCAAGAUGUUCCAAAACAACACUUCUAUCAGCCUGCUCCUAUGAGUCACUUGCCUGCUCAAGAUCAGAGAGCCCAGAAUGGUUUGCUGCAGGUUCCACCCAUAGACAAUUCACAACAGCAUUCUGCAUCAGGCCCUGUUGAGGGAAACAAGAUGGAAAGAACUUCUUCGAUGCAGCGAGUGGCUAGCUUGGAGCAUCUUCAGAAGCGGAUCCGCGGAGGUGUAAGCUCAUCUGAGGCCCAGGCCAGUGGUAAGCAGUAGAAGGUAGUCAAAAGAACUUGAAACGUGAGGAUUAGCCAGAGGUGCUGGUGUGCUUCUAUUUCAGCAGCCUUUGUUGGUUUUAUAGUAAUAGAAAUCCUCUUAUCUCAUCAUAAAUUAUUGCUCUGUGGAUACAAACCCAAUUCCCCAACUUAGAUUAUGUGUAGUUGCUGAUAAAAACAGCAUCUUCUUCAAAUUAAUGAUUUGAACUCUUUCUUUGGGAUUUCA
This is a messenger RNA of Daucus carota subsp. sativus, 1571 nucleotides long. RefSeq names its product light-inducible protein CPRF2. The transcript has 6 exons. Lineage: Eukaryota; Viridiplantae; Streptophyta; Magnoliopsida; Apiales; Apiaceae. Gene Ontology annotation, molecular function: DNA-binding transcription factor activity. Bases 153 to 1346 code for a protein of 397 amino acids. The record is from RefSeq and is a predicted model, not a curated record. Gene Ontology annotation, biological process: regulation of DNA-templated transcription.